Messenger RNA from Bursaphelenchus xylophilus (pine wood nematode), 1658 nucleotides. Lineage: Eukaryota; Metazoa; Nematoda; Chromadorea; Rhabditida; Aphelenchoididae. The record is from the annotation of a GenBank genome assembly.
AUGACCACCAAAACCUUCCUUCCUGUUCUCCUGGCUGUUCUUGUCAUUGAUUUGUUAUGUUUCACGUCAAUUCUACCCCUUUUUCCAUCUAUUUUUGAAGAAUACAGUAAGAAUAAAGAACAGGUAACUUUUUUUUCGUCGGUUUAAAAUUUCUAGUUCAUUCUUGGCAUUCUUAGUUAUGUAUGCAUAUAUUAUGUACAUCAAAUCUUUCAGGAUUGGUUAUACAGCAAAUUCGAAUCGUACGCUUCGCAACUGCAGAAUUUCAUAAACAUCCCCGUUACUUCCCGCUACAACAAUGUUGUCUUUGCGGGGAUUCUGGGAUCUGUCUUUAGUUUUCUACAGUAUUUAUCAUCUCCAUUUCUUGGGAGUUUAUCAGAUAAAUAUGGAAGGAAGUUAAUUUUUAUCAUAUCCGUUGUAGGGUCGCUCAUUUCGUAUAUGGUAGGUCAACCACAAGCAAGUGAUACUUUUUAGUUAUGGGCAUUUUCUUCCAAUUUCACGAUCUUCACGCUCUCCAGAAUCACCGGAGGUCUCUCAAAAGCGAGUGUUUCUAUUGUCAUCACAAUUGUAACGGAUAUUUAUCCUCCCGAGAGCAGGGGGAAAGGAAUGGUAAGAUCAGAGAUAUUACGUCACAUUACGCAACGAACGCUUGAUGUUAUUACGCAAUCUCAUCUUUUAGGCAUAUGUCGGGAUGUCAUUUUCUUUGGCAUUUAUGGCCGGCCCAAUGAUCGGAGCUUUCUUUUCAAGCAGAAUCCAUGGUGCUAACAUCAACUUUUAUCCGGCGUUAUUCUCGAUAAUAUUGACUAUCAUCGAAUUGUUCCUCAUAUUAUUUUACUUGCCCGAAACAAACAAAUCAAAAGUAAGUUUGAUAAUUAAAUUUAACUAAAGACUCCCUUUCAGUCGUCUGCAGAAAACUCAGCGAACUGGAAGGAGUACAUAAAUCCCCGAUCUCUUAUCACAUUCAAUAUUUUGGGACCUCAAUUAUCAUCGCAGUUACGAAUAUACGGAAUUGUUUACUUUUUGUAUUUAUUUAUUUACUCAGGAUGUGAAUUCACAAUAUCCUUUUUAACGCAUCAAAGAUUUGGGUAUACGAGUGCUGAUCAAGGGAAGAUGUAUUUCUUGACGGGUAUUUUGAUGAUGCUUAUUCAAGGUGAGUUAACCAAAUAUAAACGUAUGUCUUUAGGAGGGUUUGUACGACGGAUUCCAAAAGAAAAACAGAAGUGGGGAGUGAUGCUGGGUGUUGCUACGAUAAUCCCAACGUAUAUUGUGAUGAGUCUGGCCUUUUCCCAAACAAUCUUUUACAUCUCUCUCAUCUUGUAUGCCAUAGGUAAGAGGGCUUGUCCAUAAUGUAAUGUCUUCCUGCAGCGUCUGCGAUGGUCGUCCCUUGUCUGACCGCUCUGGUGGCCAAUAUUUGUCCGGAGCAGCAGAAAGGCCUAUGUAUGGGGGUGUUUCGAAGUCUGGGUGCGCUUUCUCGAGCCUUCGGACCUCUUAGUGGAUCAAUUCGUAAGUGUUUUAUCUGACAAUUAGUUUCAUGCUCCUUUUCUUCAGUGUUCUGGCUUCUGGGUCCCACUGCUGCCUACUUUGUCAGUGGGGUCCUUCUCUGUGUCCCAGCUCUUUUGUUUUACCGUCAACUUCUGAAUGAGACCAAGAAAGCAGCCUAA